AUGCCGGCACAAUCAUCGAAUUCGUCUCCGGGAUUGAACUACUGGUAUGGCAGUGGCAGCUUGCCUGACACCUUAGAAGGACUUCCGCAAGGUAGCGCAAAUCCCCGCUUAAUGCGUCGUGCCUCGGAGGCUGUUGGACAAGCUCAAGGGAUCCAAAUCCAGGAGCCCUCUGAAUGGGACGAAAGUCAAGUGCCCCUCCACCUCGAUACCAACCAAACGAAUCUAGUGAUUCGUCCACUGGCAGCGUCCGCCGCUGCAAAUCACAAAGCCCCGCUGGCACCCAAGCAGGGACUUGGGGGCGCCCUUGCAAACGCUCGAGGACAGCACCAGUCUCCGAUUGCUGGUACCUAUGCGUUACGAACCCCUCGCGGCAAGAUCACAUCUAUAGCAUGUGAGAGUUGCAGAAAACGCAAAUCCAAGUGUGAUGGUGUGAGGCCCAAGUGCAACACCUGUCAAUCAAAAAACCUCACCUGUGUCUACGAUGUGGCAGAAGAUGGUAAAACAACAACUCAACUGAGGGCUCACGUCAGGCGACUGGCCAAGGAAUUGGACGAUAUGAAGUCCGUUGUGUCGCUGCUGGCAAUGGCACCGGAUCGCGCGUCGGCAGCGAAUUGGGCGUCCGAGCUUGAGAAGAAUGGAUUUGCACAUCAUUCAGCCGAAGAAGUCAAGAAGGCGCUUUCGGAGUCUUUGGGUCCGACACCAGCACUCCCAGAUGCCGAUUCGUUCGGGACUCCAAACAGCAGCGAGCCGUUUACUGGCCAUACGCAUCCUAUGGGGGGCUCAUCUUACGGCAGUUCUUCUCGAGAAGAAAGAGAACAAAGCCAGUCCUCACUGGCUUAUUCGCAUGACAAUGCCGUUGAUGUUGCCGUGCCCACGAACCCAUCCCCACUCAGCCUCGAGGCUGCAGCGAACGCCUUGAACAAGUUCGGGUUCGAUUGUGCGUUUUACCGGAGGACGAAACGAGAUCUACUUGCGAAUGGGUGGAGUGAGGUACAGAUAUUUGGAAGGUCUGAGAUCGAUGUGGACACUCUUUUACUGGGUUUCCUGGAUCCGCAGGAUGCGCAGCCAGUCUCGACAUGGUGUUCCAGAACAGUAAAUAAGCUGCUUCCGGCGUCUCCUCUUCCUGUUAGACUGGCGUCCACAUGGCUUUUGACCAAACUGAUGCGGUAUCUCAUUUGGCCAAGUGUCGAGAAUAUGAAUGCCAAUCCGGAAUGGUUGAUGCCACCAGUAGGGAAGCAGGAGACAUCUCCAUAUGAUUUGCUCAUUGAUCUGGUUCCUUGGCCUCAACUUCGCCAGCUACUAUAUCAACAUCCCCAGGAAUAUCCAGUUGCCCAUAUUGUCGGCCUCAUCGGUGUUACGUGGCCAUAUGCGGACGAUGCGUGCCAUUACUGGGAUAUUGAAUCAGGGUACACCCGCAUGACGCCGCUAUUUGAGAGUACCAUCGCCGAUUUGAGCAACUGGACAGUCGACCCAAAGGUUCUUGAGAUUAUGCCUCAACUAGAGGGGCACAUUCCAGUAAAGCCGGUAGCAUAA
Messenger RNA from Alternaria alternata, 1533 nucleotides. RefSeq lists its product as hypothetical. NCBI's taxonomy places the organism in Eukaryota, Fungi, Ascomycota, Dothideomycetes, Pleosporales, Pleosporaceae. Gene Ontology annotation, biological process: regulation of DNA-templated transcription. Gene Ontology annotation, molecular function: DNA-binding transcription factor activity, RNA polymerase II-specific; zinc ion binding. The record is from RefSeq and is a predicted model, not a curated record. The coding region runs from base 1 to 1533 and encodes 510 amino acids. The transcript has 8 exons.